Oncorhynchus gorbuscha (pink salmon) is the source of this 4280-nucleotide messenger RNA. Its product is annotated as moesin-like. Gene Ontology annotation, cellular component: filopodium; microvillus; apical part of cell. The record is from RefSeq and is a predicted model, not a curated record. Gene Ontology annotation, molecular function: actin binding; cell adhesion molecule binding. Bases 1947 to 3677 code for a protein of 576 amino acids. The transcript has 18 exons. NCBI's taxonomy places the organism in Eukaryota, Metazoa, Chordata, Actinopteri, Salmoniformes, Salmonidae. Gene Ontology annotation, biological process: positive regulation of early endosome to late endosome transport; regulation of organelle assembly; positive regulation of protein localization to early endosome.
GUAGGGGAAGUAGGAACAUUAUUAUUGUAUGGCUCGAUACAUCACACACGGAUGGGACGUAGGGGAAGUAGGAACAUGCAAUAGGACAGAGAAUGUUACAACCGACAAGACAAUGAAGGACUUGACUGACAGAUGAGUGGAUGUCUGGUGGUUUGUGGGGGUGUGAGACUGUGACAUAACCUGCCUACCAAUUGGACCGGUAGUUGUGCACUAGUGCAGCUAGGCCUGCUCUUCACCCUUACCCAGAGCCAGGUCGAAGAGAGAGAAGGAGUGCUCUGUCAGGAUCGUUUUGACCCUAGAGUUUACAUUGAUAUCAUGGGAGUUCCAAGGAGAUUACCUGAUGGGUUCUGGAUUGGAAUCAAGCAUCUUCUGGUGAUAACAGCUGCAACUAGGUUGAUGGGAUGUCAGAAUAGAAAAGCCUUGGACAUGUUAAUGGUUGAAAAGGCUGGGGGUGUAUGAGGUUCAGAACAGAAUGUUGUACUUUCAUCCCAAAAUGACACAGCUCCAGAUGGAUCAGUGACCAAGGCUCUGGCAGAGAACUCGGUGGUAGGUAAUGCUCUAACAAAUUGGUUUUGAUAGUGUGUUUGGGAAAUGAAUAAAUGUAAUGAUCACUGUGUUGUGGGCAACCUUCACCUGUGUGACUGUGUUAGUUUUGUGUGGAUGUGCGUGAAAGGUCUCAUCUCCAGGACUCUGGAGAAAUCGAUGAGACAACAGAAGGUGAGAUCGGGACCGAUUCCGAGCUCUGACCAGUAGAAUAAUGAAUACAUGACUCCAGAUCUAGUAGAUGGACCCGGCUCAUUCACAUACGAGGAGCCGAUGUUGGAGGAGACCAUUUUUGAUGUUUAGACUGUUUCUUUGAUGAAGAUUAUAAAGACAAUCCUGAUAAGAAGAGGAGAAAUACCUGCAGAGGGAAGCACCCCGACCCUAAAGGACAGAGGGAGAGACAGGAGAAAGCCCUGCAGAGGGAAGCCCCCCGACCCUAAAGGACAGAGGGAGAGACAGGAGAAAGCCCUGCAGAGGGAAGCCCCCCGACCCUAAAGGACAGAGGGAGAGACAGGAGAAAGCCCUGCAGAGGGAAGCCCCCCAACCCUAAAGGACAGAGGGAGAGACAGGAGAAAGCCCUGCAGAGGGAAGCCCCACGACCCUAAAGGACAGAGGGAGAGACAGGAGAAAGUCCUGCAGAGGGAAGCCCCCCAACCCUAAAGGACAGAGGGAGAGACAGGAGAAAGCCCUGCAGAGGGAAGCCCCCCGACCCUGAAGGACAGAGGGAGAGACAGGAGAAAGUCCUGCAGAGGGAAGCCCCCCAACUCUAAAGGACAGAGGGAGAGACAGGAGAAAGCCCUGCAGAGGGAAGCCCCCUGACCCUGAAGGACAGAGGGAGACACAGGAGAAAGACCUGCAGAAGAGUAUGCAGUGUAGACCGAGAAAGUCUUUGGACCCUGCAAGAGCGAGGACAGGACCAACCCAACUGGUCCCCCUACAGCUCAUCUCUGCCCUGAUGCUCCAGACUGGGCCCCACUGGUCCCCCUACAGCUCAUCUCUGCCCUGAAGCUCCAGACUGGGCCCCACUGGUCCCCCUACAGCUCAUCUCUGCCCUGAAGCCCCAGACUGGGACCCAGCUGGUCCCCCUACAGCUCAUCUCUGUCCUGAAGCCCCAGACAUUCACAGAGAAGAUGAGACGGCAGCAGGCAGCCCUGAACACCUUCAUCAGGAAGAAGGCUACGCAACUGGACAUUAACACACUGGAGGAUAAACUACACACCUCUACAACAGGCAGGCAAUAGGGAGUCACAGCAACCUGGGGUUACCUUAGAGACGGAACAGGAAUCUGGAUGUAACCUGCCAACAGAAUGUCAAUAAAGAAUUAACCUGACAACUUCUUGACGACAGUACAAGAACUGAGCUGAAGGUUUUGAUUGUAGUCCCCUACGACCUCUUGCGAUUGGAUGAUCCUGCAGGUUGAACAGAAAAAUAUCAAUGUUCGCGUCACCACCAUGGACGCUGAGCUGGAGUUCGCCAUCCUGCCCAGCACCACUGGCAAACAACUCUUCAACCAGAUAGUGAAAACCAUCGGGCUGAGAGAGACCUGGUUCUUUGGCCUACAGUACCAGGACAGCAAAGGCUUCUCUACCUGGCUCAAACUCAACAAGAGGGUGACAGCUCAGGAUGUACGCAGGGAGAACCCUCUGUUGAUAAAGUUCAGGGCCAAGUUCUACCCUGAAGAUGUAGCUGAGGAACUGAUCCAAGAGGCCACGCAACGACUUUUCUUCCUGCAGGUGAAGGAAGGCAUCCUGAAUGAUGAUAUCUACUGUCCUCCUGAGACGGCUGUGCUGUUGGCCUCCUACUCUGUUCAGACCAAACAUGGAGACUACAAGAAGGACUACCACUUCCCGGGUUACCUCAGCAGGGACAAGCUGCUUCCCCAGAGAGUUCUGGAGCAGCACAAGCUGAACAAGGAGCAGUGGGAGAAUAGAAUAAAGGUGUGGCAUGAGGAGCACAAGGGAGUGCUGAGGGAGGAUGCCAUGGUGGAGUAUCUGAAGAUAGCUCAGGAUCUAGAGAUGUAUGGAGUCAACUACUUCAGCAUCAAGAACAAGAAGGGUUCAGAGCUGUGGCUGGGGGUAGACGCUCUGGGCCUCAAUAUAUACCAGAACACUGACAGGAUGACCCCUAAGAUCGGCUUCCCAUGGAGUGAGAUCAGAAACAUUUCCUUCAACGACAGGAAGUUUGUUAUAAAGGCCAUGGACAAGAAAGCCCCGGAUUUUGUGUUCUACGCCCCUCGUCUGCGGAUCAACAAACGUAUCCUGGCGUUGUGCAUGGGGAACCAUGACCUGUACAUGAGGAGGAGGAAGCCAGACACCAUCGAGGUCCAGCAGAUGAAUGCCCAGGCCAGAGAGGAGAAGACUAAGAGACAGAUGGAUAAAGCUCUGCUUGAGAGCGAGAAGAAGAAGAGAGUGAAUGCGGAGAAGGAGACAGAGAAGAUCGCCAGAGAAACCAUGGAGCUGAUGGGCAGACUGAAACUGAUUGAGGAAGAGACCAAGAAAGCUCAGGAAGAGCUGGAGGAGCAGACUCGCAGGGCCCUGGAGCUGGAGAAGGAGAGGACGUUUGCCCAGGAGGAGACAGAGCGUCUGGAGAAAGAGCGCAGAGCAGCGGAAGAGGCCAAGGCAUCCCUCCUACAGCAGUCAGAGAGCCAGAUGAAGAACCAGGAGAACCUGGCCACCGAGCUGCUGACCUCUAACAUCUCCUUUCUGGAGGACGUAAAGAAGGAGAAGGACGACGAUACAAAGAGAUGGCAGAAAAGGACGGUCCUGGUGGAGGUUGAUUUGGAGCGGGCCAAAGCAGUUCUGAAGACUAAAGACAUCCAGGACUGUGUGCAGGGGGACCACGACGAGACCGACGAGAGCAGCGACGAGGCCAGCGCCGAGCUGACAUCACCAGGCAUGGUCAGAGACCGCAGCGAGGAGGAACGCAUGACGGAGGCUCAGAAGAACAAACGGCUACAGAAACACCUCAAGGUCCUGAGUACUGAGUUGGCCAGCGCUCGAGACGACAGUAAGAAUACUCCCAACGACCUGAUCCACUCGGAGAAUGUUAAGGCCGGCCGGGACAAGUACAGGACCCUCCGUCAGAUACGACAGGGCAACACCAAGCAACGCAUCGACGAGUUUGAGUCCAUGUGAGAGAGAGAGAAUGAGUGAGUGAGAGAAUGAGUGAGUGAGAGAAUGAGAGAGAGAGAGAACAAGAGUCUGUACGGAAUCUGUAUUUGAAUGGAAGCCAUAUAGACAGGUGUACAGUGUAAUUAUAACAUCAACAGGUACAGUGUAAUUAUAACAUCAACAGGUACAGUGUAAUUAUAACAUCAACAGGUACAGUGUAAUCAUAACGUCAACAUUGCUUUAUUGACUUUGUAAGAACCCACUGCCUCGCCCCAGUAGUGUUUUGUCUACUGUGACUAAAGAUUGCCAUCUACUGGCUGUAACGUAUUACAUAUGUUUGCUAAAGUCAAAUUCUGUGGACUACAGACUGUAGGCUACUAGUUCAACAAUCAAAGUGAGUGAUGACAUUAUUACUACAUCAUUCCUGUUGCUUUUGGGUUUUGCAAUCUUGAAAUGCAUCUAUGCAAAAUAAUCCUUAGCUGAUACACUAUAAAAUCCAUAUUUGUCUGUAUGCAUAGUUUAGUGAGAGGAACGGUUAGAGGUUAUUUACAAUGGAUGUCAUUUCACAGAUAUAAAUAAGCACCACAUUUGUUAAGUGUUUUGCUAUGAGUCAAAUAAAUACCAUUA